This is a messenger RNA of Odobenus rosmarus divergens (Pacific walrus), 2023 nucleotides long. It is a transcript of the gene MGRN1, whose product is annotated as mahogunin ring finger 1, E3 ubiquitin protein ligase. The transcript is spliced from 17 exons. Gene Ontology annotation, molecular function: ubiquitin protein ligase activity. The coding region runs from base 123 to 1856 and encodes 577 amino acids. Gene Ontology annotation, biological process: endosome to lysosome transport; negative regulation of G protein-coupled receptor signaling pathway; protein ubiquitination. The record is from RefSeq and is a predicted model, not a curated record. Gene Ontology annotation, cellular component: early endosome; cytoplasm; plasma membrane. NCBI's taxonomy places the organism in Eukaryota, Metazoa, Chordata, Mammalia, Carnivora, Odobenidae.
GGAGGCCGAGGUGCCCGCGGUCGUGGGCGGGUGUUCGUGUGGCCUGGUCAGGGCCAUGUCCGCGUGAGGACGCCGCCGCCGCCCGCGUCCCGGCCCCGGCCCGGCCCGGCUCGCAGCGCACCAUGGGCUCCAUCCUGAGCCGCCGCAUCGCGGGUGUGGAGGACAUCGACAUCCAGGCGAACUCGGCCUAUCGCUAUCCGCCGAAGUCCGGAAACUACUUUGCCUCGCACUUUUUCAUGGGAGGUGAGAAAUUUGACACCCCCCACCCUGAAGGUUACCUCUUUGGAGAAAACAUGGAUCUGAAUUUCCUGGGCAAUCGCCCAGUCCAGUUUCCUUACGUCACCCCUGCCCCCCAUGAGCCAGUGAAGACACUGAGGAGCUUGGUGAACAUCCGAAAAGACUCCCUGCGGCUUGUGAGGUACAAAGAUGGUGCAGACAGCCCCUCCGAGGACAGUGAGAAGCCCCGUGUCCUCUACAGCCUGGAGUUCACCUUUGAUGCCGACGCCCGGGUGGCCAUCACCAUCUACUGCCAGGCGGUGGAGGAGUUCCUGAACGGGACUGCGGUGUACAGCCCCAAGAGCCCCGCCCUGCAGUCCGAGACCGUCCACUACAAGAGAGGGGUGAGCCAGCAGUUCUCCCUGCCCUCCUUCAAGAUCGACUUCUCCGAGUGGAAGGAUGAUGAGUUGAACUUUGACCUGGACCGGGGCGUGUUUCCAGUGGUCAUCCAGGCCGUGGUGGAUGAAGGAGACGUUGUGGAAGUGACUGGCCACGCCCACGUGCUCUUGGCCGCCUUUGAAAAGCAUGUUGACGGCAGCUUCUCUGUGAAACCUUUAAAGCAGAAGCAAAUUGUGGACCGGGUCAGCUACCUGCUGCAGGAGAUCUACGGCAUCGAGAACAAGAACAACCAGGAGACAAAGCCCUCGGACGAGGAGAACAGCGACAACAGCAGCGAGUGUGUGGUGUGCCUGUCGGACCUGCGGGACACGCUGAUCCUGCCCUGCAGGCACCUGUGCUUGUGUAACUCAUGUGCAGACACACUGCGCUACCAGGCCAGCAACUGCCCCAUCUGCCGGCUGCCCUUCCGGGCCCUUCUGCAGAUCCGGGCGGUGAGGAAGAAGCCGGGAGCCCUGUCCCCUGUUUCCUUCAGCCCUGUUCUGGCCCAGAACAUGGACCACGACGAGCAUUCAUGUCCCUUUAAAAAAUCAAAGGCGCACCCCGCCUCACUGGCCAGCAAGAAACCUAAAAGGGAAACAAGCUCUGACAGCAUCCCACCUGGCUAUGAGCCCAUCUCCCUGCUUGAGGCGCUCAACGGCCUUCGGGCCAUCUCCCCGGCCAUCCCUUCAGCCCCCCUUUAUGAAGAGAUCACCUACUCAGGCGUCUCGGAUGGCCUGUCCCAGGCCAGCUGUCCACUCUCUGGGAUCGAUAGAAUCCUGGAAAGCAGCCACCAGAAGGGCAAGCCGAGGAGCAAAUCCCCUGACAGCACCCUGCGGUCUCCGUCAUCCCCCAUCCAUGAAGAGGAUGAGGAGAAGCGGUCCCAGGCCUCGGAUGUCCCUCCCCCGCUGAGUGGGGCGGGGCUGGCACUCAGCAGCUCCCCCGAGAGCUUCAUAAUGGAGGAGGCGGACGAGGUGUCAGCACUGAAGGAAGGGAGCCGAGUGCCGUCCAUCGAGAACGUCUUGCAGGAUGGCAGCCCUGAGCCCUGCAGCCAUGGCCAGCCCCGCCUGCCGGCCGAUAUCUACCUACCAGGAUGGUCCACCUCCAUGGAGACGCCCCACAGCCUCCGUACCACUGGGCCGCCCUGGCCUGUGCUCGGUGGCCCCAGUCCUGACCCUGGGGCCACUGAGCUGACCCCACUCUGAGAGCCUGGCCAGGCUGGCAGCAUGGAGCCCUUAGCUCCCCAGACUUUGCCGAGGGGCCACCGGAUUCCAGCAUGACCCCUGGCCUCUCCUGUCUUGCACGCUCUGCGUGGCCACUGGUUCUGAGGGGCCACACGACCCUUGAUUGAAGAGCACAGUGGACUGUCUCC